AUGGCAACUCAACACUACGACGCCCUCGUUCCGGGCUCCGGUCAAGCAAGUACCCCGCUUGCUUCACACCUGAAAGGCCUGGGGCUCUCUGCCUGUCCCGUCCAACGCUCUCAUAUUGCAGGGUGCUGCGUCAAUGAGGGAUGUACUCUCACCAAGACAAUGGUUGCCAGCGGACGAGUAGCAUAUCUUGCCCGACGGGCUAGGGAGUGCGGCAUUCACCCUGGCCAUGGAGACAUAAAGGUUGACAUGCAGAAAGUGAGGCAGAGGAAAAGAGAUAUUGUGACCAGCUUCCGGGGUAACUCGGACAGGAGGCUUAAGGAUGCAGGGGUAGAUGUGUUGAUGGGAGAGGCGAACUUCACAGGAGAGAACGAAGUCCUUAUCGAGCUCAGCGGAGGAGGCGAGAAAAAACUAAGUGCAGACAAGAUCUACAUCAACCUCGGUUGUCAACCCUCGAGGCCCAAUAUCCCAGGACUUGCUUCCCUCGACCAGUCUCGUGUCCUAGAUUUUACUUCUAUCCAAGAACUCGGUGAAGUCCCUGGGCAUCUCGUCAUUCUAGGUGGAGGGCACAUAGGCCUCGAAUUCGGGCAGCUCUUUCGACGACUUGUGGCGAAAGCCACCAUUAUCUAUCGCGCAUCCAAGGACCCAGAACUCCCAAUUUCUAUCUCCGUAACCACAAACCCAAAAACAACUCUCAGCGUCCGAGCCUCGCACAUCCUCGCAACCGGCCGCAUUCCCAACACAGAAACACUCGGCUUGGACAUGGUAGGUAUCAAAACCACACCACUAGGUCACAUUAUCACCACCCCAACACUCUCUACAAAUGUAGAUGGUGUAUUUGUCCUAGGCGAUGUCAAAGACGGCCCAGCAUUCACCCACAUUUCCUACGACGACUUCCGAAUCAUUCGCAACAAUCUCACUACCCAAAACUACAAGACACAAGGCGCCGUGAAAACAACCAACGAACGCGCUACAUAUAUUCCCUCUGUCGAAUACACAGACCCACAAUUCGCGCAUAUUGAACCAAAAUUUGGUGACUUGAAAACCUUCGCUAAGGGCAGGAACUUAGGGGAUGAGACGAAGAGGUUGUUGAAGGCAGUUGUGGAUGAGGGGACCGGGCAAAUUUUGAGUUUUUCAGCGUUGAGGUCCUGAGGGAGGGAGGGGGGUUGAUGGCUGUGGUGCAGAUGGCGAUGUUGGGGUGUUAGGUAGGAUAAGUUGAGAGACAUGGUUGAGAGACAUGGUUGUUAG
This is a messenger RNA of Lindgomyces ingoldianus, 1245 nucleotides long. RefSeq names its product FAD/NAD(P)-binding domain-containing protein. The record is from RefSeq and is a predicted model, not a curated record. Lineage: Eukaryota; Fungi; Ascomycota; Dothideomycetes; Pleosporales; Lindgomycetaceae. Gene Ontology annotation, molecular function: oxidoreductase activity. The coding region runs from base 1 to 1149 and encodes 382 amino acids. The transcript has 3 exons.